Labrus bergylta (ballan wrasse) is the source of this 3108-nucleotide messenger RNA. RefSeq names its product steroid sulfatase (microsomal), isozyme S (gene sts). Gene Ontology annotation, molecular function: arylsulfatase activity. The record is from RefSeq and is a predicted model, not a curated record. NCBI's taxonomy places the organism in Eukaryota, Metazoa, Chordata, Actinopteri, Labriformes, Labridae.
GUGUUGCUGUGACUUUUUGGUCCGCUAAGUUCCGCCCCGGGCUCAGAGUCCGGACAGUUUUGAAUGUGGUUGAUUUUGGCCAGGUGAGAAGCUGGAACUGAAGGUGAACACGUGAACAAGAGUUCAGAAACCUCUCCACAGUCUAUAAAGUGUGUCAGUGAUCCGACCUCGACAACAUGAAGCGGGCAUGUUUGACGUCCUCCGUGCUGCUGCUGCUGCUUCUCGUGGAGGGGAGCGUUGAGUCGCUGCACGAGAGCAGGAGGCCGAAUUUUGUCCUCAUGAUGGUGGACGACCUCGGGAUCGGCGACCUGGGCUGCUACGGAAAUAAAACUCUGAGGACCCCCCAUAUCGACCAGCUGGCGGAGGAAGGGGUGAAGCUGACUCAUCACAUCGCUGCAGCCAGCCUCUGCACCCCCAGCAGGGCCGCAUUCCUCACCGGGCGCUACCCGAUAAGAUCAGGGAUUUAUGGGAGUGGGAGAAACCAGGUCUUCAUACUGAACACAGCGCCCGGAGGUCUCCCCAGCACAGAGAUCACCUUUGCAAAGAUCGCUAAACAACGCGGCUAUGACACGGCGCUAAUCGGAAAAUGGCACCUGGGACUGAACUGUAACAGCAGCGACGAUCACUGCCACCACCCCAGCGUGCACGGCUUCAACUAUUUCUUCGGCAUCCCUUUGACCAACCUGCGGGACUGCCAGCCCGGACACGGCACCGUGUUCCAGUUCCACAAAUAUCUGCCCUACAGGACGCUGCUCAUCGUCUUCCUCACCUCAGUUUUCCUCCAUUACUGCGGCCUCAUCGUCGUCCGCAGAAGGCUGAUCCUGGCUCUGCUGGUUCUGCUGCUGCUGGCUGCAGGACUGCUCGCAGGGUUCAUCACGCUCAUGCCGUACUUCAACUGCAUCCUGAUGAGGGAGCACAGAGUCAUAGAGCAGCCGUUUGUGUCUGAAAACCUGACGCAGAGGAUGACGCGCGAGGCCGUAGACUUCAUGGAGAGGAACGCUGAGACGCCGUUCCUGCUGUUCUUCUCUUUCAUCCAGGUGCACACGGCCAUGUUCGCUUCUGCACGCUUCAGAGGGAGCAGCCAACACGGCAUCUACGGGGACGCCGUCCACGAGGUGGACUGGAGCGUCGGCGAGCUCAUGCAGACUCUGGACAGACUCAGACUGAGAGAACACACUCUGGUGUACCUGACCUCCGAUCAGGGAGCUCACCUGGAGGAGAUCUCUGCACGAGGAGAGGUGCACCGAGGCUGGAACGGGAUUUACAAAGCGGGGAAGUCCACCAGCUGGGAGGGAGGCAUCCGGGUGCCGGGGAUCGUGCGUUGGCCGGGGAUGAUCCCGGGCGGCAGGGUGGUCGACGAGCCCACCAGCAACAUGGACGUGUUUCCGACGGUGGUGCGGCUGAGCGGAGCGUCGGUCCCCGAGGACAGGGAGGUCGACGGUCGUGACCUCAUGGCGUUGCUGCAGGGGAAGACGGACAGAUCAGACCACGAGUUUCUGUUCCAUUACUGCAGCAGAUACCUGAACGCACUCAGAUGGCAUCCUCAAAACAGUAGCUCAGUGUGGAAAGCCUUUUUCUUCACACCAAACUUCUACCCUGAGAACGAGACGGCGUGCCACCACACGCACCUCUGCUUCUGCGAGCCGGACUACGUGACCUACCACGAUCCCCCGCUGCUCUUCGAUCUCUCCAGGGACCCGUCGGAGACCACGCCGCUGACUCCCGACGCCGAGCCCGCCUUCAGCUCCGUCCUGGCUGUGAUGAACGAGGCCGCCGAGGCGCAUCGGAGGUCGGUGACGCCCGGGGAGAACCAGAUAUCUGCAGGGGACGUGCUGUGGAGACCCUGGAUGCAGCCCUGCUGCUCCACGUUCUCUCAGCUCUGUCAGUGUCAGGAAGAGGAAGAGGACGAGGAGGAGGAAGAGGAGGACGAGGAAGAGGAGGAAGAGGAGGACGAAGAGGACGAGGAGGACGAAGAGGACGAGGAGGACGAAGAGGACGAGGAGGACGAGGAGGACGAGGAGGACGAGGAGGAGGAAGAGGAGGAGGGGAUGGAGUUCUCGUGGUAAAACAAAAAAACACUCAUCUUGUGACUCAUGAGACUUUCACACUCUGAUUUGGAGAAGAAAUGUUCUGCCUGGUUUUCAACUGUAGGAUAAAUGUUCAGAGCUAAUUUUACAAUCAUGUCAUUAGAGUCAGAAAUCAGACGCCAUAUCCACGAGAUUAUCAAAGCCAGAAUCAGGAGCCAUGUGAGCUGGUUCAUGAGCAGGUUUAGACCUCCUGAGUUUAGACUCCACAUUAGUUUGUGACGCUCAAUAAAACCCAAGACGACAUGAUUGUUCUCUUUUUGUGUCCAUGUAGGACUUGUGAUCAAACUGAAACACAUCCCUCUGUGUGCUCAUCGGAGGCGUCACACUCUGCAGGUGUGUGUGUGUGUGUGUGUGUGUGUGUGUGAGUGUGUGUGUGCAUGCUUUGAACGUCUAAGCAGCUGAAUAAUUGCUGUAAUAAAGCUGCUCCUUCAGCCGGCCAGGGCAGAAUAUUUUCCGACGAGACGCGCCGAAACUAAGCGAGUAAUAAACAAAAGCAGAGGAAUCUCUCGCCCCGGGUGGAAACUGUAAUUUAAGGGGAAGCCUUAAUUGAGCCUCAUUAGCAGAAGCAGCAGGUGGGAUUACAUAACGGCAGCGGGCGGGGGGGGGGACGCUGCAGGAGACAUCUGUGUGUUUGUGCUUUUACAUCGGAGAGCUGGUUUACAGGUUUACAGUGCUAAUGUGAUGUUAGGAUAAAUGAUGUAAUGAAGUAUCUCUCAUAGAACACUUCUUAUCCCUCGGUAUGUGACCUCACGUCCUCUCUGCUGAACAGAAAGAGUUACUGAAGAAGACACACCGACACAUUCACACCCUGAUGGUAGAGGCUGCUACGGCCGACUCUACCAACUGAGCAACAGCUGUAAGUCUGCUUCCCUUUGUGAUGUCAUGCAGGGAAAAUCUCCAAACAGCCUGUUUGAGCGCACAUUUUCUUGAGAAGAGAGGAUGUGUUUCUUGGAUUCUGAUUGUAUCGCAAAAAAUCUCUUUUGGGUAGAAAAUGUGAAAUAAAGAAAAAAAGAAAUCUGCA